This is a messenger RNA of Brassica rapa (field mustard), 1973 nucleotides long. Its product is annotated as CRIB domain-containing protein RIC3. NCBI's taxonomy places the organism in Eukaryota, Viridiplantae, Streptophyta, Magnoliopsida, Brassicales, Brassicaceae. The record is from RefSeq and is a predicted model, not a curated record.
GUUGUUAUUGUUGUUGUUGCUGCUGCUGUUUCUGUUGUUGUUGCUGUUGGAAUGAUUAUUGUAAUAUCUAUUUUAUUUUCCUAUAAUUAAGGUGUUCUUAUGAAAACCUUUCAAAAAAAUAAAAUUUAAGGUGUUUUUCAUUUUGCAUAAUAUCUUGGCCCUAAUAUCUUCUUGUUUCUAUAUAUUAAUGAUUGUCAGACGAGAACCUGAUGGGACGAUUUGAUCGAAUAUUUGCUUUAAGAUGUGUUGGCAUAACAAGUGAAGAAAAGUUAUAUAACUUAUAUUUAUUUUUCUAUUCCACCAUGGUUUGUGUUUUAUGUAAGUUGUUGCAGUAGUAGUAUCAAUGCGACUAAUGCGACUUGUAAGUUGUUGCAGUGGUAGUAUCAAUGUGACUUGAGAAAAAUCGAGCUACCUCAAGAAUAAAGAAUUACUACAACAUUUAUUAGUAAGUGUAAGUCUAACUCACACCAAGAAACUAGUUUAAUGCACUUCUGAAAUUUCUAAACACUUAUAUACUGGUCUAGUACUCUCUAAAGUACAGUUGUGUGAUUGUUUGAUAGAGUUUGAGUUUUCGGCCUUAAUCUUUUUUCUAGAUUCAGGACCAGCCGUUGCGAAUACCUUAUGAUAGCCUUAAAGACAUAACAAACCAGUAACUAGCGUUAAACCACUAGUUCAAUGCACUUCUGAAAUGUGAAAUCAUUUUGCAAUUACAAUUUCUUCAUUCUAGUAAUUGUUUCUCCAAAUUAAUUCAAAUUAAGUCAUCUCUGCUUUAUUCUUUCGACUAGCAUGACUGCUAAUUCUGAUCGACUUGAAACAGGUGUGUGUGCAUGCAUGUGUAUAUAUGUAAGUUGUUGUCUUUUGUAACUAUCAGUGUGUUAGUGGUCAUGUAUGUCUCCUUAGUCCUUUCUCUCUACCCGGGAAAUACUCUCGUCGACUAGUUUUAAUUACUUUAUUUACCCAUAGAGAAUUGAGUAAACUGCAUCUAAUUAAAAAACAAAUUGUUUAAAAAGACUUGAAAAAGUCUUUUUGUUGGCAAAUUAAAUAUAGUGCUCUCCUUCUUCUUCACAACCAAGAAUGUGUCCGAAACCUAAUCUCUGAUUCUCUCUCUCCCUGUUUCCAACUUUUUUCUCUUUCGUUUAUCUUUCUCUUCAGAAGAAAUGAAAAUCAAUGGAUAAAGAAAACGCUGAUUUGCUCUACAAGUCAGGGCUUGGCGCAUUCACAGUGUUGCAGCAUCUGAACUUCUAACAGAAAAUCAUGACGACCGUGAAAGGCCUUCUUAAAGGUCUUCGCUACAUUACUCAGAUUUUCGAUGAAGAUAAAGACCAAGAUAUCCAGAUCGGGUUUCCCACCGAUGUAAAGCAUGUUGCGCACAUCGGAUCCGACGGUCCUGCAGCCAAUAUGCCAAGCUGGAUGGGUGACAUCAAACCUCAAGAGCAUGAGAAUGGUCAAGUUGUUUCCCGAGGAGAUGUGACCAACAAUCCAAUAGGGGAAGGAGUUGGAUUACAAGAGCUGUUGCCUCCUCCUGAGAAACUGAAGCACAAGAAGACAAGGCGUAAAUCCGAGACGACCUCACAAAACGGUUCUCCUCCUAGGAGAAGCAGCAACGUUUCAACAUCGGAUAUGCUACCAAAACAUUCGAGACGUCACAGCAGGAGUAGGCACGGGUCAAUGGACUCAUCGAAUGAUCCAUCAGUCAGGAGGAAGCGUGUUGUCUCGGUUAACGAGGCAGAAGGUUCUGAUCCUCUUUCAGAUAGUUCCACUACUCAUAGAAAAUCUACAUCGCGUCAUAGGAAGGUGAAAGGAUCCGGAGGAGGAGGAGGAGGAGAGGUCUCCAUGAAGAAGACGAAAGCAAAGCCCGAGAGUUCUAUUGUUCAACCGGUCGAUGUAUGUAAUGAUGGUAAUACCAGUAACAAAGACUAAAAACAUAGAAUGGUUUUGGUGACCUGUGGAUGUGUUGAGUGUGUAUGUAUGUG